Molecule: messenger RNA, 447 nt
Organism: Colletotrichum abscissum
Lineage: Eukaryota; Fungi; Ascomycota; Sordariomycetes; Glomerellales; Glomerellaceae
Product: 40S ribosomal protein S12
Exons: 3
Coding region: 1-447 (148 amino acids)
Biological process (GO): translation
Cellular component (GO): cytosolic small ribosomal subunit; ribosome
Molecular function (GO): structural constituent of ribosome
Source: RefSeq, a predicted model, not a curated record
AUGUCGGACGUAGAAGAGAACAACGCCCCCGAGGUGGCCGAGGAGGUCGAGGUUUCCGCCGAUGCCGGCUCCAAGGGCCAGAUGUCCGUUCUUGACGCCCUCAAGGGUGUCCUGAAGCUCGCCCUCAUGCACGACGGUCUUGCCCGCGGUCUCCGUGAGGCUUCCAAGGCCCUCGACCGCCGCCAGGCCCACAUGUGCGUCCUCAACGAGGCUUGCGAGGAGGAGGCCUACAAGAAGCUUGUCAUCGCUCUCUGCUCCGAGCACAAGAUCCCCCUGAUCAAGGUGCCCGACGGAAAGCAGCUCGGCGAGUGGGCUGGUCUCUGCGUGUUGGACCGUGAGGGUAACGCCCGCAAGGUCGUCAACUGCUCUUGCGUCGUCGUCAAGGACUGGGGUGAAGAGUCCCAGGAGCGCUCCAUCCUCCUCAACUACUUCCAGACUGAGCAGUAA